Messenger RNA from Vitis vinifera (wine grape), 1791 nucleotides. RefSeq lists its product as uncharacterized. The record is from RefSeq and is a predicted model, not a curated record. The coding region runs from base 552 to 1544 and encodes 330 amino acids. NCBI's taxonomy places the organism in Eukaryota, Viridiplantae, Streptophyta, Magnoliopsida, Vitales, Vitaceae. The transcript is spliced from 5 exons.
AGUUGAAGUCAAAAUCAUGAUUUUGAAGAAUAAUAUUAAUACAAUGAAAAUUAAUUAUUAAAUAUAAAAUAACUUUUUAUAUAAAUUAAAAAAUAGCUCAUAUGGGAAGUAAUAUUAAUAAUUUUUAUAUUUUUUUUUUUUUAAUUUUAAGUUAGAAAAUUUUGACAUGUAUUAAUAAAUAUAUAAGAAGCCAAUUCAGGAGGAUGCAUUUUUAAAUUUUGUUUUUUAUGGGUAAGGAUGAUGUUUUUCUAAAUUCCAAAGGACUUUUCGAAUUAAAUGAAAAAAUAAAUAAAUUUAAUUAAAAUAUAUACAAUAAAUAUUCUUACUUUUAUAAGCUGAAAUGGUAAAGAGCUUACGUGGAAUUGGAUAUUAUAUUUUUGUUUUCAACAAAAUAUUAUGUAAAUAUUCUUUAAGUUUAUUAAUUAAUACAAUAAAGAUUCUUUUUUCCUUCAAAUAUGUCUCUUAAAAAGUUAAAAUUUUUAUUAGGCUCUGGCCCAGACCUCAAUGGCUAAAAAGUUUAAAUCAAUUGGCUAAAAUGGAGAGGUUGACCCAUGAACUCUGGCCCAGGCCUCAUUGGGCCUUUGAGAUCCGGCCCGAAAACUCAGCCCUCUAAACCUCUCUCACGGAGAGACACAGAGCAGAGCGAAAUGUAUCUGAAGAAAGCAUUAUGGAGCGAGUCUAUGGCGACGCCGGAGUCCGACCAGAAGGCGCCGUAUCCGGCGACGGCUGUCGGAGAUCUGGUGACGUCGCUGAAUAGGCAGAGACUGUACAGAGAGGUGACGCUCGCUCUCCGAACCGGACUCAGAGAGGCACGUGCCGAGUUCUCAUUUCUCCGAGUUCGUGGCCUUCGAAGCAUUCUCAAGUUUCUCCGUUCGGUCGCCGAGUCCGAUUCGACGAUCAAUCUCUUCUGCCACAGCCAAUCUAUACCUGAGCUCCAAGUGGUUCCUGUUCUCUUUCAAAAUUCAUUAAAACAGUAUGAGGAAGACACCGUAGCAAAUUUAGAUCAUAUAUUUGGUGUAGAACCGAUGAAGAUAAGUAGUCCUUCAACAGAUGCUGAAGUUGCACUUGCACUUCGGGUUUUGGAAGGAUGUUGUCUGCUACACAGGGAAAGUACAAUUUUCGCUCAUCAACAUAAAGCAAUUGAGAUUUUGAUGGAUAUAUUGUCAACUCGAGGGGUACUUGAGCAGGGUGCAUGCUUGGAUGCUUUAAUCUCAAUAAUGUUGGAUUCAUCAGCAAAUCAAAUGGAUUUUGAGUCAUGUGAUGGUAUUGAGGAAGUUGCACAUAUCAUCAGGGACAAACAAGUUGAUGAAAACCUAAGGAUGAAAUGUGGAGAGUUCCUGCUGCUACUAAUUGGACAUGUAAACGGGAGGGAAAGGCCUCCAUUGGCUAGAAUACAUGAAGAUGUAAGGAGACUUCUGGGUGAGAAAUCUGCCUCCUUGAUAUGGGCAGCCAGUCAAUUUGGGUCUACCCUUGAUCCCGAGCAGAGGCUGACAGCUCUGCACAUCCAAGCUCGAAGAGUGCUAGAAUCACUGGACCUGUACUGAAUCAAAACAUAGGUGCUCAGUUUCACAUUUCUGGUACUUAACAGGCAUUUUUGCAUUGUUGUCUUGCAAGUAGGAAGUGUUCCAUCGAGCUUUUAUUUGUUCUGUCUAUUAACCAUUAUUUAUCAGAGUAAUGGUUCAACAUGACACUGGAGAAAACUUAUGCUUUCAAGUUGUACAAAUAUGAUACAUAGCUUCGAAUCUCAUGCUAUAUUCUUACAAUUAUAUACGUGUUCUAACCCUGUUCUCA